AUGAAAAGGCGAUUUGUUGUUUUUCUGAGUUCGUUUAUGUUCCGAAAGAGUGUACCCGUGGAAAGCGGUUUGGUUCUACGGACACUUUUAUUUGUUGUUUUUCAGUUGUAUCACCCGAUUAAGAUGGUUGUGUUUUGUAUAAAGUCAAGAAAAAUUGUAAUGUAUUUAGAACGAUCGCCCGCGAUCGGAUCGCUAACCCAAACUAGAAUAAAAGUAUGGAUAAAAGAAAGUAUUGACCCGAAUAAAGUCCUGAAGUGUCACCAAGGAACCACGCGGCCGAAAGCACGAAAUAGGCCCACGACUACUUGGCGCGACAUGGUUGCGGUGCGGAAACAAGUAAGAGGGUCGUGUCAAUGUUUUUGGCCUAUUGCACUUUACCCAGUAAUUUAGGUCCAAGACACCGACAAAUACAGGAGGACGCUCUACUCCUAACGCUCGCAUCGCUACGAUGUGCUAAAAGACAACCAAUUGGUCAUUUUCGUUUUUUGGAAAAAAGAAACCCGGAAGAUGAAAAGAAAGUCGCUCGCGCAAGGCUGUUGAACAGAAAACUAACAUAAUUCGG
Messenger RNA from Amoebophrya sp. A120, 562 nucleotides. The record is from the annotation of a GenBank genome assembly. NCBI's taxonomy places the organism in Eukaryota, Dinophyceae, Syndiniales, Amoebophryaceae.